Puma concolor (puma) is the source of this 1339-nucleotide messenger RNA. The record is from RefSeq and is a predicted model, not a curated record. NCBI's taxonomy places the organism in Eukaryota, Metazoa, Chordata, Mammalia, Carnivora, Felidae.
ACUCUGGUCGAAGUCCAGCCCUCUCAAAGGCUUAAUAGACACCUGAGGUUGGGGCACCGAGAGCCAGCGGGGGAAAGAAUCAUUCGGUUCUCCUGUUCCAGCUCCUGCCUCUUCACCACUGUGACCUGGGACCCGCCCCGGAGGUGCUUUUGCGACCUUUCCUGAUGGAUGAUCUCUGUGAAGCCAAUGGCAGUUUUGCCAUCAACUUAUUAAAAAUGUUGGGUCAAGAGGACAGCUCGCGGAACGUGUUCUGCUCCCCUCUGAGCAUCUCGUCUGCCCUGGCCAUGGUCUUCAUGGGGGCCAAAGGAAACACUGCCACCCAGAUGUCCCAGGCUCUUUGUUUGAACGGAAGUGGAGAUAUUCACCAAGGUUUCCAGGCACUUCUCACGGAGGUGAACAAAUCUGGCACUCAGUACGUGCUCAGAACUGCCAACAGACUGUUUGGAGAGAAGACGUGUGACUUCUUUCCAGCCUUUAGGGAGUCCUGCGAGAAGUUCUACCAGGCACAACUGGAGGAGUUGUCCUUCGCAGAGGACACCGAAGAAUGCAGGAGACACAUAAACGACUGGGUGACAGAAAAGACCGAAGGUAAGAUUUCAGAGAUACUGGGUCCUGGGACAGUUGACCCACUGACGAAGCUGGUUCUCGUGAAUGCCAUCUAUUUCAAAGGAAAGUGGAAUGAGCAAUUUGACAGAAAGCACACAAGGGGAAUGCCCUUUAAAACCAACCAGGAGAAAAAGACCGUGCAGAUGAUGUUUAAGCAAGCUAAAUUUAGAAUGGGCUAUGUGGACGAGGUGCCCAUGCAGGUCCUGGAGCUGCCCUACGCGGGGAAGGAGAUGUGCCUGGUCGUUCUGCUGCCAGAUGACAACACCGAUCUCGCCGUGGUGGAAGAAACACUUACAUACGAGAAGUUCAGAGCCUGGACAAAUCCAGAAAAGAUGACUGAGGAAAAAGUUCAGGUUUUCCUUCCCCGAUUGAAGCUGGCGGAGAGUUACGACUUGGAGUCUUUUCUUCGAGGUUUAGGUAUGACCGAUGCGUUUGAGGAAGCCAAGGCAGACUUUUCGGGAAUGUCAGCAAAGAAGAAUGUGCCUGUGUCCAAGGUCGCGCACAAGUGCUUCGUAGAGGUCAAUGAGGAGGGCACAGAGGCGGCUGCGGCCACGGCCGUGGUCAGGAAUGCCCGGUGCUGCAGAAUCGAACCAAGAUUUUGUGCAGACCACCCUUUCCUUUUCUUCAUCAUGCACCACGGCACCAACAGCAUCUUGUUCUGUGGCCGCUUCUCUUCUCCGUAAGGAGGGGCGGUUCCCGUGUGCACACUUCUUCCCUUCUGCCCACCUGGCUU